Anthostomella pinea is the source of this 1107-nucleotide messenger RNA. NCBI's taxonomy places the organism in Eukaryota, Fungi, Ascomycota, Sordariomycetes, Xylariales, Xylariaceae. The record is from the annotation of a GenBank genome assembly.
AUGGCGGGCCUACCAAUCCACGACUUUGCGGACGACGUCUCACUGCUUCUUGGUGAGGUACUAUGGUCCUGGGAAUAUUGUGAUGGUUGUAAAUCGAAGCAACUAUGCAACAUGGUCUCAUGUCCACCACGAAAGAUAAGCCGGGCAAAGCGAUACUUCCGUUACUAUGAAGCUCUCGUUCUCGACUACCACGAAGGGAUGCCACACGAUGUCCAUGUUCUUAGUACUCAUGGGGACAUCUUCGCGGCCAUCUCGCGCCUCAGGGCGGAUCCAGACACGACUCGUGCAGGACUCGCCGGUCUCAUCGCUUCCAGAAUACCAUCACCGGCUAGACCUGGUGACUUGGCGAACGCCAUAACACUGAUCGUGAAGAUAGUGACAAUGACCGACUGCUCAACCCUGUACGAGUCCCCAGACAGACUGGAGAAAGGCACCUCCAAGCCCUGCUGGGGGGACGACGUGCCGUUCAGGGAAUAUCUGCAGGACCUUUUCAAGACACAGGACCACCCGAUAUGGUCAAGCAGACACGGCGGCAACGAGCUCGUUCUCUCGAGGAUAUCCGAAUUGAAGGCGACGAAGCUCAAGAAACAUUUGAAGCUGGGCCUUCGGCCGACGCAUGACAUUAGGAACCACCUUCGUCUGGACCUCCGCCGCAACGAGCUGGAGGUAUUCCAUUACGCAUCCUUCAUCAAACAACAGCUGCGAGCAACAAGAGGUGCUCACAUGCCCUUGUCUACCAUGGGCUUCGUACCAGUAGAUGUACUACCACGGCAGCUGCUCCUCGAAACUCUGGACUCGAUGCAACGGAUCCUAUUUCCCCUACACGACGCGAAGUCCAAGUUGCUCUUGAGUUCUCUCGUCGAUAGCCCCGACUACGCGUUCGAUCCCGAGACUCUAAAACUCGAGUUCGGCUCGAUAUGCACCCCGGAGGAGGAGAAUGUCUCGUAUGUUUACCUUGCGGACCGCCUUGAAGAGCUGUACCAGGAAACGAAGACUCCUCGACCGCGGACGUGGUUGGAUAAGCAGCUGCAGCGACGGAGUGGUGCUAGGUACAGUGAGUACUCCCAGAAAUGUUCAGUGCCCGGUCAUACCUCGUGCUUCAUGUAA